Messenger RNA from Schistosoma haematobium, 14794 nucleotides. RefSeq names its product Hepatocyte nuclear factor 4-gamma (gene HNF4G). The transcript has 11 exons. Bases 10923 to 14270 code for a protein of 1115 amino acids. The record is from RefSeq and is a predicted model, not a curated record. Gene Ontology annotation, biological process: cell differentiation; regulation of transcription by RNA polymerase II; anatomical structure development. Lineage: Eukaryota; Metazoa; Platyhelminthes; Trematoda; Strigeidida; Schistosomatidae. Gene Ontology annotation, molecular function: zinc ion binding; nuclear receptor activity; RNA polymerase II cis-regulatory region sequence-specific DNA binding.
AAUAAAAAUAGUUUUCAUUCAAGGAAACUAUUGAACAUUGAAUAAAGAAUUAGAACUCAUUCACUAUCUUCUGGAAAACAUCCCUUACACCUGUUUGUAACAUUAUUCCACAAAUAUCAAACCAUCACGAAAAACCUGGGAGCACUGGACAUCCAUUGUUUCCUAGUGUGGGACUCCUCAAUAGUUUGCAUCCACUAUCCCGCACGCGGGAAUCCACUCCAGGACCUUCGGUCUCGUGGGUAAAUGCUUAACUUCUAGAUCGCUGAUCCAGCAUCCAAUGGCGUUAAUGUUUAACUUUAACCAAUCCACGAAAUUGAGCGACCGUACAUUAUUGUCUUCAGUGAGUAACUGCCUCUAAAACAUACACGAUUGAACUCCAUAUGCCACGGCGUGGACGCGUGAGGGAUCAUGGAUGCGCACUGCUGAGGAGUCAUAUACUAGGACGAAACAACUGUCCAGUUCUUCCAGGUCUUCCAUGGUGGUCUAGCUUUAAUUGACUCAAAACAUACUAGUCUACAUUUCUUAAUUCAUAUAUAUAUUUACAGUAGAAUACGAAUAUCAUCUUAUAUUAUUUGUAAAUACAGUUUUUCAUUAUACAUUCAAUUGUCUAACCUAGUCAUCACUUCUUAUACUUAUACCACAAAAGAAAACGUUUUCUGCAUGUAUAUUUUCCAAAGUAUAUGUGUACAAACAUUCUCUUAAUUUUUGAUGGAGUUUUGUUCUCUAAGCUGGAUGGUUUGGUCGUAGAGCUUUCAUUGUUCUUUUGAACAGCAUCAUCCGCGCAAACUUCAUGUAGAAGUGAAGUGUUCGAACGAUGAAAGCUCCAUAACAAAACCAUCCAGUUUAGAGAACAAAACUCCAUAAAAAUCAUCCACCUGAACUAUAAAUCUUCUUCACCAUUCUCUCAGUUUGUAAACGAUUUGACUUCUUAACCGUUUACUUAUGAUGUGUUUUACAGUAUCCAAUUCUGAUAUUGAUAAAUAUGCUUCUAAAAAGGAAGCCCAAUCGGUUAAUUGAGUAGGAAGACUGAGAAUGAGAAGGAAAAGUUCUAUUGGCCACCUGAAUUGAUAAAAAUCUAUACACUCAUAUUUCAUUUAUUUAUCCCUUAGAUGUUUAAGCGACAUUUUCCCACCUGUAAGGUGUGUCUCAUUCCAUAGAUGAUGAAACCAUAUCAUGUUCGACUGGAUAUGUCAACCCUUUGAUCGGUAUCUGAGUGACUUACUGUAUUAACUUUACCCACUCCCCUUCCAGAAAUCUUGUACACAGAAAGGUAAAGAAGAGAAUUAUGAAAAGACACUUUACCUCCAAUGUUCUUGCACGAGUAAUGAGGAAGGAAAUUAAUAGGCUUUACUCUUUAGAGUAAUAGGCACAAUCAAUCAAUCAAUCAAGGUAGUUUAUAAGUCAGUGAUAACAGUGGAAUAGAUAACAUGAAUAUAAAUAAUAAGUGAUAGGUACGAAUUGAUAGUGUAAUGAUAGGUAUACUAGUUAUAAGAAGAAUAGUAAGGGUAAAAGGCCUGGAGGAUUACGUAAUAAGGAUUAUUCAAUAAUCAGAAAGUAAAGCGUCAGUUUGAGAUGAAGUAGUGAAGAAAAAUAAGUGAAAAAAGGAUUGAAUCAUGAUCUCAACUAUUAAAAGUACUAUAAUAUCCACAAAACACUUUCUGAUGAUGAACUUCGUAUGUCCACUAGUGAUCAUAUUCAAGAGAUAUAUCCUGGAGUUCUAGUGAGAAACAGUGUCCAGUGGCGUUCAUCCGAGUCUAUUGUGAGAUGGCAACUCACUGAAGACAAUGAUCGAUGUGUCACUCAAUUUCGUAGAUUAAUUGAAGUUGGAAAUUAACACACUGUAUGUCAACUCAGUGGUCUAGAAUUUAAAUGUUCGUGGGCGAGACUGAUAGGUUCUGGGUUUGGAUCUUGCGAUGCGAGAUCGUGGAUACGCACUGCUGAGGAGUCCUACAAUAGAUUGAAACGACUGUCUAGCUUCAAUUGACUUAUGAUCUCAAUUAUUAAAAUUACUAUAAUGUUCACAAAAAACCCUUCUGAGCACUCAUUGUCCGGCUUUCAUCUAUUGUAAAUUUACUGAGGGUUAUUUAACUGUUGUUCGUGAGAAUGCGCAUCACAAUCAUGAGUACAACUCCCUGAGGUACGGCAAGUCCAAUAAUGAUAGUAAACCUUAAAAUUUUCCGCAAUGUUAUCAUUUUUACCAAACUUUAGAGCUCUCACAUAGGAGAUGCAUUCUGAUUGGCUAUCUAUAGGGCACCCUCGUAAUCCCUUAAGGUCGCCGAUAUAAUACGAUUUGAUUGACUAUAAUUUACGGACGAACCGAUCAGAUUUACGAUAACAGGUCUUGGAUUUCGGUGCGAAAUUCAUUGAUCCAUUUGGCUAAAUAGCAUUUUGACAUUUUAGCUGAUAUCAAGUGUAAAUCACAAUGCUUAUCCUUCACACAAGUUAAAUUACUUAGAAUCAUUUGUUUCUGUCUACCAUAUAACCUCUAUGGACUAAGUGUAAUGGAAUGGAGCUGCGUAUUGUUUUGUCAUUCUCUUUUCCAAUCACGAAUGGAGAUGUACACUAACUCGUCGGCUAAUUUAUCUGGUUGUUAUACCAAAAUAGCUUUCUCCACAAGAUCAACUGAAAUUCUAGAUUCAUAAGGCUGUUAAGAAAUCAGUUAACUCAUCCUUUUGUUUAAGGAUCAUCAUAAUUCAGCUAAAUAGUAGCAGAUAGAGGUCAAAGGUAUUAAACUUCUUCUUGAUUGGUUGAAUCAAUCACAUAGUAGAUCACUAGAGUUUUCUGAAUAACCAUCGACUUCAUCACAUUUCUGUUCAUUAUAUAAACGCUUUAGUUCGGAAAACCUUGUGGGUAACCCAUUUAGAUUAGCAUAUUAUGAAUAAACUCCAGUUCUUUGUUAAUAAUAAUGAAAGUAUCAUCAAUAUAACAGUAAUAAAAUCCUAGCUUAUCAAUGACCAGGACAGAGUGGGUUGGAGAAUGCUGGUCGGCGGCCUAUGCUCCAUUGGGAGUAACAGGCGUAAGUAAGUAAGUAAGUAAAUUAUCAAUGACCUCCUUGAGAUGACCGUUUUCUAGUUUCGGAAGAAAACAAAAUCAGCAAACAUAGAAUAUAGAAGUGAACCUAUUGCUAUUCUAUCAUUUUGUCUAUCAUGUGUAUUAUCAAAGACUAAAGGAGCAUUGAUUGUACAUUUCAAAAGUAGUUCAUUGAAACUAAACCUUGGUAUUGUUUACUUGAAUUUUCCCCUUUCUAUAUCUUAUUAGUAUAUGUCCAUACUGUACGUAUUGUGAAGUGAAAAACGCGAUGGCGUUUGAAGUGAAUGGUACAGGGUUCGAGUCCCAAAGUGAACAUCAACUCAGAUGCAUAUACAUUCGACUGACAAGUCACGAGUAGGAUGAAACGUGCGUCCUCGAUUUCACUUUUAACCAAACUCCAUCUCUGCUAAUCCAAGGAACUCUAAUAUUGAUCUGAUUUUCAAUUAGUUCUUUUUCGAUUGAAUUCUCAACGAACUUGUGUGGUGUAUGUUACUUAUGUUGACAUAAGUAGUAUAUAACAUCAAUCAGAAUUGGAAUGACUAAAAGUAGGAGGUUGGGAAAAUCGAAUCGAAGAGAACAGGAACAAUGAGUAAUUGUUAUGAUAAUGAAGGAAUAAUGAAGUUGGAGGCAAUUGAUGGAGGAUUAUAGUUGCUAUCAUGGUACGCUUGUCACCCUUUGUGUAAGAGCAUAGGCCAUCCACCACCAUUUUCCAUCCAAAUAUUUUCUGGACAACCCUUUCGAGUUGUAAUUCAUUUUCAUGAUGUCUUCGUCCAAUUCUAAACGCAAUGUGUUCUUUGGUCUUCUUCUUUUCCGUUUCCUUUCAGGAUUCUGAGUUAGCGCUUGUCUUUUGAUGCAGUUUGAUGAUUUUCGCAUCGUUUUUUCCUAAUUUCCUUUUCGGCAGGAAGUUGGUUUGUUCCCUUCUACAGUAGGCUGUUGCUAAAAUAAUCCGGUCAACAGAAAUUCAGUAUCCUGUGUACUCACUUGUUUAUAAAGACGUGUACUUCUUUUAUUAUGGUUGUGGUAGCUCUCGAAGUUUCAACUCCGUAGAAUAGAACUGUGUUGACGUUCGUAUUGAAAAUUGUGACUUCGAUAUUGGUUGGCAGACAGUUGUUUUGAGCUCCUUAUGUUCUUCAAUUGUAGGAAUGAGGCCCUUAUUUUGUCGAUCCUUGCCUCUAUGUCCCCAUCAAGUGGGAUUGAGUUGGUAUUCUCUGUGUGGUAUUUGAUGAUCUUGCCAUUUCGUUUGUACGUGUUGAGGCCUGCUGAUGCAGAGGCUUCCGCUACAGUAGUUAUUUUGACCUGUAUUUCUUCGUUUGUGUGGGAUAGAAGGGCUAUAUAUACAAUUCUGAUUUGUCCAACAUAUUUGGCAGAGGUUUUAACACAAUGGAAAGAACACAAAAACAGAGAAUUGACACACACUCAUUCAAAUCUUUCUAUAUCCAGGAUGGUUUUAGAAAAAUAUCCUGCUUGGUUGAAAAUAUGUAACAGUGAAUUGACAAGAAGGUCAAUCGCUGAACACCAUUAACAGUGUUCAAACUAUAAGGAUUGGCUUAUCAUUCAUAGUCAACUUUAAGAUAAAUAGAAACUAAUCAACGGUAAUGCGGUUUUAUAUUCUCCUUAAUGAUUGAGACCUUCACUAUGCAUAUAGAAUAAACAGAAGUGUGUAUGCACAAAAAACCUCUCUGAUUAUAAUCAUCAUAUGCACACUAGUGACUGACUGACUGGCUUCAAGAGGUAUUUCCUGGAGUUCUAGUGAGAAACAGUGACCAGUGGAGUUCAACCAGAAUUGUUGUGAGAUAGUAACUCACUGUGGACAAUGGUGGAAGGUAGUUCAAUUUCGCAGAUUAGUUGAAGUAAGACAUUAACACGGUUGGAUGUUGGCUUAGUGGUCUUGUGGUUAAGCGUUCUUGGGCACAAGGCCAAUAAGUCCUGGGUUCGAAUAUCUUCGGUUGCGAUCGUGUAUGAGCACUCCUGAGGAGUUGAAAUGGUGGUCCGACAUCAAUUGACUCAUGAUCUCAACUACUAAAACUAGAAAUGUGUCUAUCAAAUAGAUUUAUUCGAUUUGUUCUUCUCAUUUUACCAUAUCAGCAACCCUAAAUUUUCUCUAAAGCACUAAGUUCCUCAUCUCUAUUGACUCUUUCACCAUCGAUCUUUAUUUAUAAUGCUUGUGAAUGAAGACAAUAUCGAGGCAAUCCGCACAGGAUGCACAUAUACUAUUUACAGAGUGAUUCGUUCCAGUUCUAAAACAACAAUGGGAAGAUACAAGUAAACAACAAUACCAAGUGAAUCUACAGUAUAUAGUUAAUUUGCAAAAUAUCAAUCCACCAUCCUACUUUAUGGCAGUGAAACAUGGCUGGUAAGAGUAGAGGAUAUUCGUAGGUUACUAGUAUUCGAUCAUAGGUGUCUUCGAAACAUUGCUCGUAUAUCAUGGGACCAUCGAGUAAGUAACACAGUUGUUAAAAGCGGGUACUAGGUAAGGAUGGAAAAUCAAUUGAUGAAGUAGUGAAACUUCAUCAGUUGAGAUGGCUGGGACAUGUGUUACGUAUGCUCAACCACCGACUGCCUCGACGUGCAAUGUUCAGUGGUAUAGGAGUAGGUUGGAAGAAAGCUAGAGGCGGCCAGACCAAAACAUGGCACAAGUCCAUGAAGUCACUGACAAGUGGACUGAGUCAUGUUGGUAGGUGUAGACUACCUGGUUGGGGACCACGAGAUGAUAUCAACCGAUGGUUAGAGACCCUGAAUGACAUGGCUCAAAAUCGUUUGCAAUGGCGUAGGUGCAUCCACUCUUUGUGUUCUCUCAAAUUCUAAUCUUCUGAAUUCUUCAUGUCCUUUUUUUCAUCUUUCCAAAUUUAUUUCACUGUAUUAUACUCUUUAAAUAACAUCUCCAAACCCUAAUCUUCCCUGUUACUGCUUAUACUCUUGCUACCUCUACCACCACGGGAUUUGAAUCGAUAACUGAAUCUCUGUGCUAAGGUGGUGUGGCAACUCGAACUGAUGUACGUAAGUACGAAGUUCUACGUUGUUACUGACUGAAUGACUCAGAUUUCAUUAUCCCUGCAUUUUCAUAUCAAUUACUUUCUGUUUGUGUUCUUUCCUUCUUGAUCUUCUUUUAAAUUACAUUCUAUUCCUGACUAUCACUAUAUACUACUUAUUGUGGAUUUAAGUAGCUCAUAACACAUAUGACUACAAUUAUUCUUUUCAAUGUAUAUUUGCCAGUAACCAUGAUAUCUUUGAUUGGGUCCUUCUGUAACUUACACAGCGAGAUGUCGUAAACGUUUUAUAAACGCUUCUGAAUAGGUUAUGAGACUAAUGGGUAUAAUGAUGUAUGAAAACAGAUAACUUGUUGAAAUACCCAGAUGAUAGAAACAAGUAGCCCAGAUAUUCAAACAGGUCGCCUAGAAUUCAACUCAUAGAACAGACUUGUAACGUUAUAACAUUUAACAUAUUGAUAAAUACAGUAUGUACAAUAUUUUGUCUUAUUGUAUGUAUAUAAAUCUACAUAUUGAUACAUUUUCAAGGUUUUUACAUGACAACAUGGUAGUAACUAUGAAUCACUAUCCAAUAUUUACUUAUCUAUUCAUUCAAUGAAUUUUAACUGUUUAUACAAUGUAAGCAAAGAUGGAUAGUGGUUAGUAAUGGAGUACAGUUUGAUGCGCGUUUCAUCCUAUGUUGGACUCAUCAACUGGAGGUAACUACAUCGCAGAGCUGAUAUUCACUAUGGGAUUCGAACUCGGUAUCGUUUAUACGAUGAUUAUAUAGAAAUUUAUUUGAAUAAAUUAACUUUAUUUUUAUCUUUCAUCAAGUCAGAAAAGCGGGGGAGGUGUAGAGAUUAUAGUAAGUUUUAAUGGUUGAAUUCAUGAACUGAUUAAUAUUAGAGUACUAUUGAAGACUUGGAAGUAUUAGAUGGUUGUUUUAUCCUAGUAUGGAACUCCUUAGCAGUGAGCAUCCACGAUCCCGCCUUGAGAGAUUCGGACCCACGACCUAUCAGUCUCGCACAAGACCACUGAGCCAACAUCUAACCGUUUUAAUGUCUAACUCUAACCAAUCCACGAAAUUACGUCACCGUACACCGUACAAAAAACCCCUUCUGAUAAUUAAAUAGUAGUAAAGAGUAUAAAGAGCCAAUUAUCUGAUAAUUACAUAAUGAAGAUAAUGAUUCACCCUAUGAAUAGUCUUAAAGUUAAAGAUUUCUUAACAUCUCCUUAGAUGUAACAAAUAUUAUACUGGCAAAUAGAACCGAUAUACAGACGUGAUAGGUUAUACUUUGCGUAGAACUGAGUACCCCCCCCCGCCACCGCCACCACCCUCCGAUGAUAUUUUUUUAAGAAUUCGUAUAUUUCAGUUAUUAAUCUCGAGAACUGCAAUUGAUUAGUCACUACUGGUCAAAUUACAUCUUAAACAGACACCUUCAAUAUUGCGGUUAAGUCAAAAAAUGUUAUCGAAAAUGAAUAAUCACUAGGUGUGGAAUUCAUCUAUUGAAUUCAUCUACAUCUCGCUGUUGAUAUUCACAUCGAGACACAAUCUCAUUACCUAUCAUAUUAAGAGACAACAUUCUUCACAGUUAAUCAUUGAGUCAAAUGUUAAGAUCAACAAAUGGGAAAGUAUAAAACCUUUGCAAAUAAGAUUUAUAUCCAUUAAACAAAAUAAUGAUUAUCAGGAGUCAAUAAAAAAACGGAUUAUAAGAGUAUUGUAUAGUAACAAAAAUUUCUUUAUCUGUUAAUAACAUCUGCAAGAUUUUUGUAUUUUCCCAUUGCUGAUGUUACAUUACACUGUGAACUGAGGAAAGAUAUGAGAACAAUGAAAAACAAAUGGUUAAAACUAGAAAAGAAACCCCAGGAUCUGGUGAAUUGGAGAAUACUGGUCGGUAACCUAUACUUCACUGAGAGUAACAAGCAUAAGUAAAGGGAAGUAAAUAUCCACAUUUCCAUCAGUUUGUCUAGUAGAUAUUGUCAUAUGAUUACAAACUAGAGCGUGACUAACACUGAAAUCUAAUAAGUUGAAGUUUUAAAAUGAAAUGUAAACACCUAAGAUCUCAAUGUGAUUCAUAAACACUGUGAUACAGAUACACCUAACCGACAAGUCCUAUAUAAAUCGAAGACUUGUUCUAGAUUCCAAAGAUAUACACUUUCUAUUAUCAGACAUUAACACCGUUGGAUACUGAUCUCGUGAUUAAGCACUCGCGCAUGAGACUGAUAGGUGGUGGGUUCGAGUCUCGUGAAGUAGGAUCGUGGAUAUGCACUGUCAAGGAAAAGUUCUACAAUAAGAUGAAACGACCAUCCUAUGGUUCCAGAUUUUCCAUGAUGGUCUAGCUUCAAUUAAAACUCAUGAUUUCAACGAUAUUUUAUCGUCCAUUCUUUCUAUUUAAAGUUACAUCCAAAAUGUAUGCGAUCAUAAUUCAAUAUGUACAAACAUUUAUCAUUCAGUGUUUAAUUCAUUCAAUGAUAGAUUAUCGAUUAUUUCUUUAUUAUUCUUAUUUACAAUAAUGUUGAUCUACCCAAUUAUUAUGUAAUAGUGAUUUUGACCUUUAAUCGAAUUUUUUUAUUACUUUUAUGUUCAUCUAAUGAUUCCUUUAAUGUAACCCAUUGAAUUCAAUGAGUCGAUCUAAGAUAAAUCAAUAAUUAAGAUCUAAAAGUACUCGAUCACUGUUUUGUUCUAGUAAUGAGCAUCCAUGAUUCCAGACAUUGGCAUUGAACCCAAUGUCUUCGAGCUCGCAUGGUAAACACUUAAGCUCUACACUAGUGAAUUUGUAUCCGAUAGUAUUAAUGUCUAACUUUAAUCGAUUCAUGAUUUGGCGCAAGAUUUCAUCUAUUGUCUGACGUGGAUAACUGUCUUACAUCUGACAUGGAUUGAAUACUACUGAUCACUGUUUCUCAUUAGAACUCUAGGAAAUUCAUCUUAAAACUAGUCACUCGUGAGUAUAUGAUAAUCAUCAGAAUGAAGGAUUUAUGGAGGUUGUAGCAAUUUUAACAGUUGAAUUCAUAUAUAACAAAAAAUAUAUUUAUUAUUAACAUUCUAUCCAAUGUUCAAUUUAUUUGAAACUAUCAAGUCUAACCUUAGUAUUGAUAUUUAUACUUACUUACUUACGCCUGUUACUCCUAAUGAAGGAGCAAAGGCCACCGAUCAGCAUUCUCCAAAUCACUCUGUCCUGGGUCUUCCUUUCUAGUUCCAUCCAAUUCUUGUUCAUUUUUCCCAUGUCUAUCUCCAUCUCCCGGCGUAAUGUGUUCUUUGGUCUUCCUGUUUUCCUUUGGCCUUGAGGAUUCCGUGUGAAGGCUUGUCUUGUGAUGCAGUUCGGUGCUUUCCUCAAUAUGUGUCUUAUCCACUUCCAGCGCUUCUUCCUGAUUUCUUCCUCCGCUUGGAUCUAGUUUGUCCUCUUCCAUAAUAGGUUGUUGCUCAUAGUGUCUGGCCAACCAGUCCCAAGUAUCUUGCGUAGACAACUGUUAAUAAACACUUGUAUCUUCUGGGUGAAAGAUUUCGUAGUUGUCCAAGUUUCCGCCGCAUAGAGUAGAGCUGUCUUGACAUGUGUAUUGAAAAUCCUGACUUUGGUGUUGGUUGACAGUUGUUUUGAGUUACAGAUGUCCUUCAGUUGUAAAUAUACUGCUCUUGCUUGAUAUUUAUAACCUAGGGUUAAUUUACUAAACUAUACAGAGCGAGCAUUUGAUUGCGGUCCAGUGGUUUAAAGAUUAAGCUUUUGUUUUAGAAACAAAAGUGAUUCGAAUUCAAUUCCUGGAUGUACACGUGUCGAUCCCUACUUUUAAGAAGUUCAACACUACGAUGAAACGUCUAUCUAAUACUUCUAUCAUUUCAGUGGUUAGUGAUUUCAAUAAGAUUUAAUGAUCUCCAUAACUUCAUAAUAAUCGAGAAAGUAUAUCAUUUAGUAUAUAUUUUAGAAACAUUUCAAUUUAUAUUCAAUUCACAAUAUGGACUUAAUUCAUCUACACAAACUUUCCAAAUCAGAUAAGUCUCUUUUCAAAAUGAUACCCUCUCAAUUAUAUGUAACCUAUGAAUUCAUCAAUCGAUUCUCACUAGAACUUCAGGAAAUACCUCUUGAAGCCAGUCACUAGUGGGCAUAUGAUGAUUAUUAUCAGGAGGGAUUUUAUGGGUAUUAUAGUAAUUUAAAUAGUUGAAUAUAUGAAUCGGUGGACGAUGGCGUAAUUUCAAGGAUUAGUUAAAGUAAGAGAUUAACAUCGUUGGAUGCCUGCUAGGUGGUCUAAUGGUUAGGUGCUCGCGUACGAGACCGAUAGGUCUUGGGUUCGGAUUUCGCGAGGUGAGAUCGUGGGAUCGCGCUGUCGAGGAGUCACAUACUAGGACGAAAUGGAUGUCCAGUGCUUCGAGGUUUUCCAUAGUGGUCUAGCUCCAAUCGACUCAUAAUCUCAACUGUUAAAAUUACUUUAACCUCAACAAAACCCAUUCUGAUAAUAAUCAUCGUAUGCUCACUAGUGACUAUCUCCAGGAGAUAUUUCCUGGAGUUCUAGUGAGAAGCAGUGACCGGUGGAGUUCAACCGGGUCUGUUAUGAGAUAAUAACUCACUGAAGACAAUGAUGGAUGUGUCACUCAAUUUCGUAGAUUAUUUGAGGUAAGAGAUUAACAUCAUUGAAUGUCGGUUCAAUGGUCUAGUGUUUAAGCGCUCUCUUUUAAGACUGAUAGGUCCUGAAUUCGAAUCUCUCGAGGCGGGAUCGUGGAAGCGCACUGCUGAAGAGUCCCUUACUGGGACAAAACGGUCGUCUAGUGUUUCCAGGUUUUCAAUGAUGGUCUAGCUUCAGCUGACUUAUGAAGGCUUUCUGCUAAGUACUUUGUUGAUUCCUAUCUAUCAGAUCAUUCAUCUUUAAUAUGUAUACAUGUCCAUCUUUAUCUCUUAUGAAACUUAGAAUAUAAAAUAACAGUUUGUCAUUGUUAUAAUGGAUCAUAAUGAAAAAACAAUCAAUAAUACUGAAUCAAUUCAUUAUGUUACAAAUUAUGUAACAUUUCCAUCAAUUAAAGAUCCUAUUUAUCAUACAAGUCAACAAAAUAAUUACAUUCAUAAUAAUAAUGAUUAUUAUCGUAAUCUUCAUCAUCAUGAUCACCAUCAUCAUCUUCAUCAUCAUUAUGAACAUAAUCAUCUUGAUCCUUCUCAACAAAGACAUCAUUCAUCUUGUAAUAAUCAAUUACAACAACCUUAUAUACAUUAUACAAUAGAUACAGAUGAACAUCUAUUUCCAAUCAAUGAUACAUCUUCAAUGACUACUACUAAUAAUACAACAUCAUAUAUAGAAGAUAUCAAUGAUAGUGAAUUAUCUUUUAAUCAUAAUGUAACUAAUGUUUCAGCAACUGCUACUGCUACUGCAGCAGCUGUGGCAGCAGCGGCGGCGGCUGCUGCUGCUGCUGCAUCUGCUGUAGCAGUAACAACUGGAGUUGUUGUCACUCUACAUAAUACAGAUUAUUCUAUCAAUUCUUAUAUUCAUCAACCUAACUUAUCAUCUUCAUCAAGUUAUAGUUAUUAUCAAUAUUAUUUAAAUGAUUCACAAUAUCAACAUCAUCAUGAAUCCAUUGAUUUAUUCACAUUACAUCCUAAUCAUCCAAUACAACAACAACAACAACAAGAUAUUGAAGAUGUUAAUAACAGAAUUGAUACUACUAUUACACCUACUACUUCUAACAAUAAUCAUAGUAGUAAUGAUCCUUUGAAAGCAACAACAAAACAUACUAUUCGACAUUCAAAUAAUAAUCGUAUGAAAUCACAAACAAAAUUAUCUAUUUCUGAUGAUAAUGAUGAUGAUGAUGCUGAUGAAGAUGUAAAAGGUCGAAAUCAAAAUAUACUUAAAUCUGGUAUGUUAUGUCUUAUAUGUGAAGAUAAAGCAACAGGUAAACAUUAUGGUGCUUAUUCAUGUGAUGGAUGUAAAGGAUUUUUUCGACGUUCUGUACGUCGUAAACAUUCAUAUACAUGUCGUCAUAAGAAAAAUUGUAUUGUUACAAAAGAUAAACGUAAUCAAUGUAGAUUUUGUCGUUUUCGUAAAUGUUUUCGUGUUGGUAUGAAAGAAUCUGCUGUACAAAAAGAACGUGAUAAAAUAAGUAAUCGUCAUACAACUUAUGAUCCUAAUUCAUCAAUUCAUUCAAGUAUAGAUUUACAAAAAUUAUUACAAGCUGAAGCAAUAGCUAAUUGUGCAAUUCAUCAAAAUUAUAUUAAUAUAACUAAAAGAUCAUCAGAUUUAUAUAAUGAACAAUCAAAUUAUAAAGAAUUGCAUGAAAAUAAUUUAGCUAAUAUUAAUGAUAUUUGUGAAUCAAUACGUACUCAAUUAAUAUUUUUAAUUGAAUGGGCUAAAAAUCUAUCCGUAUUCACAUCAUUAACAAUCAGUGAUCAAAUUGCAUUAUUACAAGCACAUGCUGGUGAAAUGCUUAUUCUUGGUGCUAUAUGGCGAUCAAUUACAUUAGGACCAACAUUGAAUAAAUCAAAUGAAUAUAAAAUAGAAAAAUCAAAAUAUUUUGAACAAAAAACUAAUCAAAAUGACAAUACAUCUAUCAAUGAUACUAUAAAUGAUAUAACUAUUACCUUGAAUUCAAAUGUUGUUGCUAUGGUUACUACUACUACUACUACUGCUACGACGACGACAACGACGACAACGACGACGACAACUACAUUAACUCAUUCAUGGUAUACUACUGUUACUACUACUACACCAACGACUAAUAAUGGAAUUAGUAAUAAUAAUGGAGAUCAGUCCAUACAAAAGAAUCAAAUCAUUGAUAAUACAAUAGAUACUACUUAUUUACAAUCUAUUAAUUAUGAACCACAAUUUAUUUUAUUAGGUAAUAAUCGUAUUAUAUCAAGACAAAAUCCAUUACCAGAAAUAGCUGAUUUAGCUAAUAUGAUUAUUAAUGAAAUCUAUCAACCAAUACAAAAUUUAUGCUUAGAUGAAAUUGAAAUUGUUUGUUUUAGAGCAAUAAUGUUUUUUGAUCCAAGUUGUGAAUCAUUAUCAGAAAAUGGACGUUUAUUAAUACGUAGUUGUCAAUAUCUAAUACAAAUGGAAUUAAUGAAUAUAAUGAAUGGUAAAUUAUAUUUACCACAAGGUCGUUUCGGUGCAUUAUUAUUAUUAAUACCAGAAUUUCGAUCAGUUACCUAUCAAAUGAUUCAUAAAUUACAAAUUAUACAUCAAAUGGGUUUUACUAAAUUAGAUGGUUUAUUAUCAGAGAUUUUAUUGAAUAAUACAAUAAAUGAAUCAAAUGGUAAUAUUGAAUCCAAUCAAGUAAAAUCAUCUAUGAAACAUUCAUUCAAUAAAUAUAUAGUUCAUGAAGAGAAUAAUAAAUCACCAACAAUCUAUUCAAUGCCUAAAUUAUAUUCAACACAUAAUGAUGAUAUUUAUACUUCACAAAUUACUGAAACAUCUACAUCUUUCACCUCCUCCUUUUCCUCCUCCUCCUCUUCCGCUUCUUCCAUUUCUUCAUCUGGAUCUUCAUUAUCAUUAUCAACUGUAUCAUCAAUGACACAUAUUAAUAAUAUACCAAUCAUACAUGAAAUAGAUGAUACAAUAAAUGAACAAUUAACUAAUAUCAAUCAUUAUUUACCUAUCAACUCAUCUACAAUAACAACACAAUUACAUAAAAUGUAUCCUACAACCAUAGAUACAACUAUAUCUAUGAUAAAACAAACAAAUAUUGAAGCGAAUUCAUUCAAUUAUCCUAUAAUACAAUCUGAAUUAGAAUCUAUUCCAUCAAUUCAUGUAUCUAAUGUAUUAGAUUAUUAUUAUGAUAAUAACAAUAUUAUUCAUAAUAAUAAUCAUAAUGAUAAUUGUAUUACAGAGAAACAAUCGAAUAUUGAUACAUUAACACAAUAUUAUCAGGCGGUUCAACCAAUUAUGAGUACAGUAAAAAAAUUUAGCGCCAAUUUCGAUAUCAGUAGCCAUAGCAACAAUAAUAAUCAUAAUGUUAAUAAUAAUGAUGUAAAUCAAUCACUUAUCACAAUGCAUUUAGGUGAAGAAACUUUUGAAAAUAUUUCAAAUUCAGAUUAUUCAAUCAAUUCAAAUAUAAUUCAUUGUUUACCAAAUUUAGAACCUGGUAUGUAUUAUUCAGAUGAUCAAUUCUAUACAACUUAUUCACAUCAUUUAAAUAUGAUCAAAGCAAAAUAUAAUCAGAAUACUACUAUCAAUACUACUACUACUACUACUCAUGAUAAUAAUAAUAAUAAUAGUUCACCAAUUUACACUAGUUACGAUGGAAAACAUUUGACACCAAUCGAUCAUUCUAAUACAUCCUAUUCCACAAAUCACUUCUGAUAUGUUCAAUGGUGAAUAAUCUUGAAUCAGGUUAUACAUAUCUAUAUAUAUUUCAUUUCUGUAAUACAGUUUACAUGUACAGUUUACAUGGUAUUCAUUGUAAUCCUAUAACAAUUACAUCUAUACAAGAUUGUGUUUUCUUUUCUCAGUUAUAUUUUUCUCUAUUUUUCUUUUCUUUUUUCUUUUUUCUUCAUUAUCAAUAUUAUUACUUCUUUUUAUUUUAUUCUUUUAACAUUAUGUCGUUUAUAUAUUUAACCUAAAAUUAUUCUAAUUUAUAUUGCCAAUUACUUUUAAUAUAAAAUAAUAAAUGAACAUUGAAUAUAAAUUUACUACAUUGUUAUGAAUGAUCAGUCAAAUACAACCAAGAAUCAGGCACCUAUAUGCAUCAGUUCAAGUUGUUAUACCUCAUUAGUAUAACAAGAUGAAUUCAUAGAAGUAGUUCAUUUAAUGGUGGCAAUAUAUAAAAGAAAGAAUCCAUAUAAGGAUAUAGUACAGGAAGAAAGAAUUCGGUUGUAGAAAGAAAG